UUAAUGCCAUUCAUCUACUACAGCGGUAUUAGUCGCGUGAGCAAUUUCCCAGGCCUGAGUACCUAACCAGACGCGUACCGGCUUGUGUACUACCACUACCAUGCCUAUAGCAAUCAUAUAUGUUUGUCGCCGUCACCCCAGCGGCGCUGUCGAUGUCAGCGCCCCCGAACUCGUGUGAGGACCUCUCUUGACUCCCGACCACCACCAUCCUCUGGUAAGUCGACUCGCCUCGUCAUCGUGCCGUGUCCAUGGCGCAGCUCGUCCAGUGCCGCUGUCGGUCUGGGAGAUGCUACUUGGGACCCCAGGGCUGGACACCUCAAAAUGCUCAGACCGCGCGGAGGCACGUUCUCGAAGACAAGGCCACAAAAGCCCUUCAAGACCGCGACGAACGACUUCAGCGCGUACAGGAGGAACAGGGCCGAGGAGGGGAUGGAGUUAGUCUCGAGGGCGAGGACGAUUCGACAGUAUUGGAUGCAGAUGGUGGCGAGGAUGGCGGCUUGGGCGACGGCUCAAACAAUGCCGUAGAUGGUGACGAUUGGGCCGAAACUCAGAUCGAUCAUCUCAGCCGCGUUGGUGGUUUCGACUCUCAGUUGUCGCCGGGCUUCAACACAUAUAAUGAGCCUAUGGAUCUUAGCGACAACGAGGAUUUUUUUACCGGCCUCAUGCGGGAUGGACUUGGCCAACAGGCACAGCAAGGUGUUGGAGGAGAGGGUGGAGAAGAGGAGGAGGAGGAGGAGGAGGAGGAGCCACCAGAGGAGGAGGAGGAGCCAGAGGAGCAGGAUCCGAGAGAUGAGCAGGGCGAGAGAGACGAGCAGCAGGGCGAGGGAGACGAAGGGGAUUACCUGGACGAGGCCAUAAACGUCCCGAUGGACGAGCUCUUUAACUUCUCGGACACGACGGACGUUGAAGCGCCACUGGACAGGCCCCCACCUUGUAUUCAAGAUCAUUCCGUCAUACGUAACGCCUAUGUUCGGGCCUUUGUCAUGGCUGUAUCCGACGGGGCCAAGCACAAGGCCGUUCAGCGCUACCUCGAGGGUGUGCACCUCAAUCUGUCGGAGAUCACGACUGCACAUCCAGACAUCACAUUCCCGGGCCUCGAGAAGUUUGUCUUCACGCUCCCGUCUGUCCUCAAGAAACUUGGUCUUGCGACGGACGACUUUGUCAUCUACCUGUCCAUCUGCAACGUCUGUUGGGACGUCUACCAUCCUUCAGAACUCCACGAUCUCGACUCGCCCACAUGCAAUCGUGAGGACUGCCCAGGCACCAUCUACCGGGUCAAGCGACUCUCCGAUGGCACACUCAAGCGCACCCCCACGAAGAUUGUCCCGUAUGUGCCGCUCGAGCGUGCCAUCCAGCGGCUGCUACUGCGGCCCGGCAAAUGGGACCAACUCCAGCACUGGAGAGGACCCGACGAUGCUCCGGGACGCGUGCCACCAACCGAGCAGACCGGAUAUGAUGCGUUCCCCGAUCCCUUCCGCCCAAUGACUGACAUCUAUGAUGGGUGGGGCUGGCGGGCCAUACAAGCCGGCCUUGAACGUCGACGAGGUCGUCGGGAUGAGAUACGAGAUGUGGACGUACAUGAACUGCACCAACGAUUUGUGUCGCUCCCUUGCGGGCUCGUCCUGCAGUUCAAUAUCGAUUGGUUUCAAGCUGUCAAGCGAGACUCUGGCGGCCCUCACUCGACAGGUGCAUUUUACGUCGUCAUAUGUAAUAACCCGCGCAAAAUUCGCUACCUCGCCGAGGAGACCAUGCUCGUGAUGGUUCUCCCCGGGCCACAUGAGCCAACUCUCGAACAGCUGAAUAAGCUGAUGUCCCUCUUUGCCCAGACCAUGAGACGACUAAUGGGUGGAGUCAGCUUUGCUGUCGAUGGCAUGGAUAGUCGUCAGCUUGUUCAUGCUUACCUCGAUUUUAACUGCUCGGAUCUCCCUUCCAGCCGAAAGGAGAGUGGCUGGCAAGGUCACUCGUCAAAGACAUUCAUGUGUCCGGACUGCAAGGCGACGUCUUACUCGCUCGCUCACCCGUCAUGCUUCAACCCAUCCCUAUUCAAGCCUCGUGACGAGUGGAACACGCUCAAAUACGCCUUCCGCGCCCAUAGGCUUGGCGAGGAGGCGGCACAGAUCAUCAAAAAACAGCGUGGGGUAUCAUGGACACCACUCGACCAGCUGCCGGGGUGGAUGCCUGGCGGCAGUGCCAUUGUUGAUUUUAUGCACUGUAUCUUUCUUGGCCUUGUCAAGCAUGUCACCAGGGUGGUCAUCCACGACCAUGGCCUCCUCAAUGGAUCUCGAGCGCGUGACCCUGCAGCUCGGCUGGAGAAAUUCUUUGAUCAGCUUGUUUGGCCGGUUGAAGUGACACGGCUGCCAGCUUCGAUUUCCAGUGGGCACGCAUCACAGACAAAAGCAGAUCAGUGGCGGAACCUGAUCGCCAUUCUAUUCGUUGGUCUCUUUGUGGCAUGGGAGCGUGAUGGUGUCAUUCCGGAUACUGACGCACCUACCUCUCGAAGCAACACCAAAAUUGCCAAGGCACAGGCCCGCUACACCCACGCAACCCAAGGAAAACUUCAAGUGUUCACACUCGCGCGGGAUCCUCACACUCCCCUCAAAAUGCUCGACGCUCUCAACGAGGUUGAGCCUGAUCGCAACCUGAGGCGUCACUAUGAUGUUCUCCUCGAGUUCUCUGCUGCUAUUCGCAUCCUUGCUACUCGCGAGAUUUCUCCAGAUGAUGUCAAACGUGGCUGUGCUGCUCUCUCGCGGUCGGCUCAGUCCUGGGCUCAUAUGCAUCUCCCACUCACCCCAUACUUUCAUUUCAGUCAGCACCUCGAGCGUCAAUUCCUCAAACAUGGGCCAUGUUACGGCUGGUGGACUUAUCCAUUGGAGCGGCACAAUCACAAGAUGGCAUCCUUCAAUCACAACCACCACAAGGGCGGCGAGUUAGAAGGCACCAUGAUGCGACGAUGGUGGUCCAUCACAUUCAACUACGAGCUUAUCCUUCAACUCGAAGCACUUCCCAACCCCACAAAGCACGACGACAACUCCAUCUCCCUUCUCAAAGACUGCCUGCAGGCGCAACAGAAGGACCGGCACGACAGUAUCAGACUAUCGUCAAUCUCGACACCUGCGAAGCUGCAGCGUCUCAGCAACAUCAUCUACGACCUUGUUUACCAACUCCUUUGGCAACGAUGGCGAUGCAUCAUCGAUCUUCGGCACCUCAACAACUCAAUAUCCGGAGGCGUUAUCUUCUCAGGUGACGUCUUGUCAUAUUCUCACAUCUGGGUCAGGAACCUUCGUUACGGUGCAGCAGCACACCAUAGAGGAAAGUCAGGGCAGUAUGCCUACAUCAGUGGGCGACAGCCAGUCGAGAUCAUGCACCUGUUGCAUGUGAGGCAGCCGCUUAGGUUUGGAGACCCUCUCGAAGCUACAGUUGCUGUUGUUCGCCGGUUUGUCCCAGCAGACGGUCAGGUCGAGUUUCCUUGGGCUAUGUGGGCGAGCGAUCUCGGUGUCUCGGCAUGGCAGCCUGAGACAUUCUCGGAGAUCGAGGUUGUUCCUGCUGAUGCGUUAUCUGGACACCUCAUUCUUGCACCUAUCAGUGUUGGGCGUCAGCGACAUUGGAUUACAGUUGCAUAUGAUCAUGGCAGUCCUGAGGCUGAUCCCACUUGGAGUUCAGGAGACGAUGCGUGA
Messenger RNA from Coniophora puteana RWD-64-598 SS2, 3674 nucleotides. RefSeq lists its product as uncharacterized. The transcript has 9 exons. The record is from RefSeq and is a predicted model, not a curated record. NCBI's taxonomy places the organism in Eukaryota, Fungi, Basidiomycota, Agaricomycetes, Boletales, Coniophoraceae. Bases 249 to 3674 code for a protein of 1141 amino acids.